AUGCCAGCGAGUUUCCUCGGCAGUGCCCUCCGGGGCUCCUUCUUCUUCAUUUUUGGCCUCUGGUGGUCUAUGAGGUACCCCCUGAGGUACCUCCGGAGAAAAAGCAAUGCUGAGAGCCAACCAAGCCAUGGAGUCCAGCAGGUGGAGGUCUUUGAAGGGGCAGUGAAGGCUUUCUUUGCACUAGCAGGGAUCUUGGCGGAGCAGUUUGUGCCUGCUGGCCCCCACCUGCAGCUCUACAGCCCCAAGACCCACAGCUGGGUGGACCUCAUCCCCUGGCACUACACCACCAUCUACCUCUUCUUCCUCCUCUCUGGCCUGGUGGACAUUGCCUCCCACUCCCCUCUAAAGCUGCCACUGGGCUGGGAUCGCCUCUUGCUGUCCCUGGCUCUGCUGGUAGAAGGUUUGCUCUUCUGUUUCCAUGACUACAGUGAUGCUGUGCUGGAUCACCACCUCCACUCCCUCCUGGCUGUGGCUGCCUUUGCUGGAGCUUUCUGUGCCCUCCUGGAGGUUUUCCUCCGUGACCACAUCAUCCUGGAGACCUUCAGGACCAGCUCCUUCCUUCUCCAGGGCUCUUGGCUCUGGCAGAUUGGGUUUGUUCUGUCCCCUCCAUGGGGAGGACCAGGCUGGGACCAGUCUGACCUCAGCAACCUGGAGUUCCUGCCCAUGUGUUUCUGCUGGCACUACGUGGGUGUUCUUGCUGUCCUGGCAGCCAACUCUGUUGCAUCUCGCUGCUGCAACGAGUCCUGCCAGCUGAAGUUUGGGGACAUCGACGUGGAGCUAGACUGUGGCUUCUGCCUCCGCAGGAACAAGAUGGGCUCCAGAGGGGCCCUGCUGCCUGAGAGCUCCUCAGAUGACAAAUGA
Molecule: messenger RNA, 861 nt
Organism: Calypte anna (Anna's hummingbird)
Lineage: Eukaryota; Metazoa; Chordata; Aves; Apodiformes; Trochilidae
Product: transmembrane protein 45B
Exons: 5
Coding region: 1-861 (286 amino acids)
Source: RefSeq, a predicted model, not a curated record